AUGGAGGCACUGUUGGCAAAAUACGGAGUCCACCACCGUAUAGCUAUGGCUUACCAUCCCCAAACGAAUGGUCAAGCCGAGGUCUCGAAUAGGGAAAUCAAUACUAUUCUGGAGAAAAUAGUUUAUCCCAACCAAAAGGAUUGGAGCCUUCGGCUAAAUGAUGCACUUUGGGCCUGUGAGAUUGCGUAUAAGACACCGAUUAGCAUGAUCUCGUAUCGAAUUGUUUUUGGUAAAGCUUGCCACCUUCCGGUCAAAUUGGAACAUAAAGCCUAUUGGGCCGUUCGACAAUGUAACAUGGAGUUAGAACCCGCAGGAAAGGCAAGGAAAUUAGACAUCCAAGAGUUAGAAGAAAUUCGCAAUGAUUCCUACGAGAAUGCUCGCAUUUAUAAAGACAAGACAAAGUUGUUUCACGAUAAGAGAAUAGCUCAGAAGCAUUUAUUGGUAGGACAAAAAGUUUUACUUUAUAACUCCGUGUUAAAGUUAUUCCCAGGAUGGAUGUUUACACUUAGAGAUCAAGUUACUGUUUAUGGGUAUCUGGUGAGUCCCUCAGCUCUUACAGUCACGGGUAAGCUGAGAUUGGAUUACGCUAGGAGGGACGAUGCCAGGGCUGCGCCAGAGAGAAUGCGGGAUGGGAUAUUAUGCAAACAGAGUGAGUGA
This is a messenger RNA of Gossypium raimondii (Peruvian cotton), 657 nucleotides long. RefSeq lists its product as uncharacterized. Bases 1 to 657 code for a protein of 218 amino acids. Lineage: Eukaryota; Viridiplantae; Streptophyta; Magnoliopsida; Malvales; Malvaceae. Gene Ontology annotation, molecular function: nucleic acid binding. The transcript is spliced from 3 exons. The record is from RefSeq and is a predicted model, not a curated record.